CCCGGGCAGCGCUCAGCCAAUUGUGCGCUGCCCCCUAGGAACUCUCGGUCACGGUCAGCUGUGACAUAGCCUGGAUUCGAACCAGCGAUCUCCAGGCUAUAGGGCACAUCCUGCGAGGAGCGCCUUUACUGGAUGCGCCACUCAGGAGCCCCCUUGACUCUCCUUAUUAACAUUAAUACAUUGCUAAGAUCAGCCUCUGUUUACACUAGAUUCAAUUUGACGACGAGGAGUUCAGGUCUAUUCAUGGUCAUGUUCUUGUAAGUUCUAUUUUAAAUACAUAUAUUUAUCUUGACAUCUGAGAAAUAUGUUACUAUUGCUUUAUCAAGCAGGUAGCUUAAUCUCAUAUUCAUGCAGACACUUGUUCUUGUGAAAUGUGAAAACCUUUACCCCACAGUUUGUAAUAAAUAACUUAAUCCACAUUUUCUCAAGGUUGGUCACAGUGACAUACUUUGUCCCAGCACUGAUCCCCGGUUGGCUGAAGGCUAUAUCUUGGGAACCACCGAGUUCCAGGUUAUGGCUGAACAGUGGAAAGGCAUUUGCUUUUAAUCUAUAUAAGUCUGCAUGCUGUGUGUUCAUCAUUGGCGGGGUAUGUAAAUUACUUGCAUUAUCUUAAGGUGGCAUUGCUAGAUCAUGGUUACAGUUUUAGAAUACUUCAGAUGAUUGAAAUAUAAAGGCCUUGAAAGGUAGUAUCCAGAAAUAUUAUUUAUUUCUUAGCAGACACCCUUAUCCAGGGUGACUUACAAUUGUUACAAGAUAUCACAUUAUACACAUUCUACAUUAUUUCACAUUAUACAGAUAUCACAUUAUUUUUUACAUACAAUUACCCAUUUAUACAGUUGGGUUUUUACUGGAGCAAUCUAGGUAAAGUACCUUGCUCAAGGGUACAGCAGCAGUGUCCCUCACCUGGGAUUGAACCCACAACCCUCUGGUCAAGAGUCCAGAGCCCUAACCACUACUCAACACUGCUGCCCACACUUUGAAAUAAUUCUAAAAGAUCAGAAUAAUACCUAAUACUGACUAUUAAUAGCAACCUGGAAAUGCCACCUUAAAACUAUUGUGUCGUCAACAUCGCGCUCAAAUCUAAGACACGCCUGCUCACCUCCUGGGGCUGGACUUGAAAAGGUAGCAAAGCACUCUGCAGUUUCAUUUUCACCUAUCACUCUGCACGAGCACUACAAGAUACAGUCUCCACGAGCACUCCAAGAUUCAGAUAAUGACAAUGACUGAAAACAGUGCUGAAGAUCUGGAUCGAAUUUUCUUGCAAAGUGCCAACAAAGUAUUCAUUGCUAAUAUCAAUGAAGUUGCUCUUGAACAAAUUUUGGAUUCCCUUUAUAGUGAUGGAAUGAUAGUCCAUGAGGAAAUGAGUACUAUUAACAGUGAGAAGGUUGUGCAUAAAAACAACAGAAAAUUACUUUCCAUCAUGACACACAAGACUCCAAAGCACUGCAGAUCUCUCAUAGAUUUGCUGAAGAAGGAACACACUGAUGUGUAUGAAGAAAUGCAGAAAGCAGCAAACCUGAAGAAAAAUGGACCACAGCAGUCUCGUCUGGGAUCUCUCUCGGAUUGGGAGGAAUAUGCUAGAGAACAUCUAGAAGAUAUCAUUCAACAACUUACCAAUAAAAUAGGAGACGAGAGGGUAAAACAACUGGAAGAUGAACUGAAAAACCGUCAGUUAAAAAAAGACUGGAACUGUAGUGGCAGUAUGGCGAAUGAAAUAUUUAGCAAUGAGGAGCUGAAGGCCUACCUAUAUAAAGAAGCCUCUGCACGUAGAAUUUGCAUGUUUCCUACCAAAAAAGCUUUUGAGAUAUUAUUUGUGGCAGUUAGUAAGAAAAAAGCGGUGUCAAACAAGGGUGGCACUUUAAUGAGACAAAACACAUCAGACAAUGGAAUGGGUUCAAGUGAGGGUGGCAGACUAGAUAGUGGUAUUUCUGAUGGUAGCGCAAGCUACAGUGAUUUGCCAGACAUGGCUGCAGGUGGAAAUGAGGGAGGCACCAGUGUUCAAAAUGAAAGUAUAUCUCAAGAGGAGGUGUUUGGGGAAAAUAACCCUUCAGAGACAACAAUUAAUUAUUGUCCAGGUAUUUCUCAAAGGAGGAAAUAUUCAGGACCAAACAAAGAAAAUAUAAAAAAACAGAAAUUGGAGGGAAUGCAGCUUGUACAAACUUACAUAGAAAAAAAUAACAUUACUUACACAAACUUAUACAUGAUUAAUAACAAACAGCACAACGUUUACAGGUGCCUUACGGCUCAUGAGUGCUAUGUAUUUUGUGAUACGAACCGUGAGAAUGUCAUUCUAACAACUGAGACGGCAUCAGUGUUGAAAAAAUCAGGGGGGUUCACAAAACCUUAUGACUUCAAACUGCAGUACAACAUGGGAGUGCUGGGAAACAUUGCUAGAACUGAUGUGCUGCUUGAUUACAAUAAAGUGAAUACGUGCCCAUAUCGCCAGCCUUAUUUCAUGAUGUUUAUAGAUUACUUUGAGAAGUUUGUUAAGGAUGUACUCAUCCCUGUUCUUGCAGUAUUUUUAAAAGUUCAGAAGAAAAGUUUGUUGAAAAUGGAAGCCGAGUAGGCUGUAGAAACAACAGGCCCACUGUCUCUACUGGUUACCAUGGUUAAAGAAAGUGCUGUUCAAUUCAGGAAAUGCGUUUACAUGCUGUUCACAUUCUGACAUCGUGGAAACAUGCAACCCAAUCAAUAACAAACACAGUGACUUGAACUCAUUGUAAAUCACGUGUAAGAAAUGAACAAGUCACAGCAACUGAUACAAAUAUGUUGAUUUGAUUUCGCUUAAAAUAUGUAGUAUUGAAUUAACGGUUCAAAACCAAUUGAUUUUGUGUUGUGUACUGUAGUUUUACAAAGUUUAGACACAGAAAACGCUUUCUGUGGCGAAUGAAGGAAUGCUUAAUUGUCUCUCCAUUUGCUUUGUGGUGUUUGAGGUGUAACUAGUGAUUGUAAAAUUGCUUUUCUAUUAAGCGUGAGCAACACUAUUUACUUGAGUAAACUUGCAAAUAUAAUCAAUGAGACGGACUAAUAUACAGUUUGUCUGGCUAUUAUUAUUGGAAUUAAUGCUGUGUGGUCACUGUAUUUUUGUUUGCAUUAUAAUUUUCUUUUGCUUUUUCAAUUUUCCUAAUAAAGCUUAUCA
Molecule: messenger RNA, 3139 nt
Organism: Acipenser ruthenus (sterlet)
Lineage: Eukaryota; Metazoa; Chordata; Actinopteri; Acipenseriformes; Acipenseridae
Exons: 6
Coding region: 1214-2566 (450 amino acids)
Biological process (GO): regulation of apoptotic process
Source: RefSeq, a predicted model, not a curated record